AAGCCGCCAGUGCGGCGUCACAUUUUUUUUUUUCUCCGAACACAGGUAUGUGCGCUGCGGCUUUGCCGCUCGGCACUGGUCAGCGCUGUCAAAGGCGUUCGUGCGGGCGAUAAUACUGCUCUCACGCUCUUGCGAUCAAUUGUUCUAUUUAUAAUUCCGCGGACGAGCGUCGGUGACCUGCACGCCAGUGUCUCUCACGCACAGUAAUAACAUCUCUGCCCCUUAUACAGUUUAGAAGCUUACAAAAAUGAGCAAGAAAACGGCGCAGGUCGGCACGUCAGCCAGUUUCACUACGCAGUCGUUCGAGCUGACAGCAGUCGCGCCGUGACCGCUUUACGAAGACAUGCCGUUCGCGCCGCUUAGUUCUAUUAUGGAGCCUAGGACGGUGAAAUUUUCCUAUACUAUGAGGAAAAUGGCAGAAUCAAAAACAGCAAAAUCCUUUGUAGACGGGCAUAUCGGCGACACUGAAGAACAGAAAUCAGCCGUUCGAAAGCGCAAUCUCCUGGUCUUGAUCCUACACUACCUUCAACACCAAGGGCUGAUGACAACUGCAGAAAGCCUCAAGACUGAAUCGACACUGAAACUUGACGAAUAUCUUCUCUGUGAUAAUGUUGACCUGGAGCUAAUACUUCAAGAGUAUGAAACAUUCCAGUUCGUCAAGUUCAGAAAACAGCCACAUAUCACCCGUAAACUAGAAGAGAGUGGCACACAGAAACAUUCAAAGUCAUCACGAGGACAUUCUACACAGGGACAGUCAACUCAAACAUCUAGCAAUGGAAGUGGGUCCUUUUGCAGCACAUUUCGGAUACGGGGCCUUCAUCGAGCAAGUAGUGACGAGAAGCACAAAUCUGAUUCACAGCUCUCUAAAGGAAAGCUUGAAAACACCUUUCGACCAGAAAACAUCACCAUUGACAGGCGCCUUGGAAUACAGAUCUGUACACCUGGAGUGCCCCAGCUAAAGCUGCCGCAGGCCAUGGGUGCCACUUUGGGGAGUGAGUGGUUUAACUUGGUCGACAUCAUCUCAAAGGAUGUCUAUGUGGACAGUCCAAACGUCCACUGGAAUGACAUUGUUGGCCUUGAGUCAGCAAAGCGGCUUAUCAAAGAAGCUCUAAUCUACCCAAUGAAGUAUCCAGACAUCUUUUCUGGAAUAAUGGGUCCAUGGAAAGGACUUCUGCUGUUUGGACCACCAGGCACUGGAAAGACACUCCUUGCAAAAGCCGUUGCAACAGAAUGCAAGACAACAUUCUUCAAUAUCACCGCUUCAACACUAGUCAGCAAAUGGCGAGGCGAGUCUGAAAAGCUAGUCAGGGUGCUGUUCGAACUGGCUCGUCACAACUCGCCUGCGACCAUAUUUCUGGACGAGCUUGAUGCACUGGUUGGGGCUAAAGGUGCACUAGGAAACAGUGAGAAUGAGGCCAGUCGUCGCAUGAAAAGUGAGCUUCUGAUACAGAUGGAUGGUCUCAGCAACUCUAAGGAUCAUGUCUUUGUGUUGGCCACUUCUAAUUCACCAUGGGAUCUGGACCAUGCUGUUCUUCGACGCCUGGAAAAACGUAUCUUGGUGCCUCUGCCAGGCAAGGAGGCCCGCACCUUUCUUUUCCACAAGUUCCUUGAAGGCAGCCAGAGUGCUAAGAGCGGUGGUCGCCGAGAGAGUUGCUUCGUGGCUGCUGACAUUGACUACAACCUCGUCAGUGAGGCAUCAGAGGGUUAUUCAGGAUCAGACAUCAAGAUAGCCUGCAAAGAAGCAGUGAUGAGGUCGCUCCGCCAAGCACUGGAAGCUGCUGAAUGCUGUGAUAAUGAGGCAGAUGGAACUGACCGCAUCAUCCCUGAGCCAGUGUCUACGCAGGACAUCUUGGAUGCCAUCAAGCAGACCAAGCCCACUGGCAAAGCGCUCGCAGCAAAGUUUGAAACCUGGCACCAAGAGUUUGGCUCGUCGCUUUCAUAAUGCAUUCUCGUGUAAUUUUCGCAUAGGCUGCAUAGCCCACAGCCAGAGCAGGCGACUGCGUAUGUUUAUAGCGUGCUUACGAUUGUAGCCAUAGAGUUCCCUAUAAAAAUUACUAGAGAGGAAUCUUGCACUAACCUCUACAAGGGCUGCAUGUAUGGUGAUUUACACAGCAUGCGAAUGAUGGUUAGUACAUGAAUUCAUGAAUUGGCCUGAACUUCAUCCUUCUGGACUCAAAUAGGGGGCUUUGCGACUUUUGCAAAUUGUUAAUUUUCAACGAAAUCUUGCAUUAUGAAUGCAACAAUUUGCAGUGAUUAUGCAUGUGUGCGGAGACCUAUUGCAUUCCUGUGUUUAGAAAACUAUGAAUGCUUGGAAGUGAAAAUGAAGCAUAAUAAGUAAUGCAACAAGAACUUGUCUGAAACCACAAGCACGAAGAUUAGACAAAUCCAUGUACUACCUGCGAUUCCUGUGGUAGCUGAAUGAUUACAGUGCCAGAGUUCCCUCUAGUAAUUUUAUUAGGAAACUAUGGCUGCAGUGCCAUUAAAGCCCAUGAAAAAAAAAAAAAAGUGGAACACCAACAAAAGAAAGAGCAUGUUUGGUUGGUGCACAUGAAUUGCAGAGGACAUUUUUACAACCAUGAUAAGAAUCUUUGUGACCUACGCAACAAAGUGUAAAGCAUGACCUACGCAACAGUCUUUAAGCCAGGGUACUGUGUAGCAAAAACUGCCAUGCACACGCGAGGACUUGAAAUUCUUUCAUUGCAUGCCUCAUUGGCUGUUACUAGUCAUGUAGCAUUUUGUCCUGCAGCUUCAGCAUUGUGCAGCUUUAACCCAUCAUAAUGUGAUGCUGUCAAACCUUUAGUUGAGCUGUGCUAAUGUACUGUCAUGUGCAAUAUGAGCUGCGAAGCACGAGCUCUGCCAUGGCUGCAGUGAUGCUCUCAAGAAAAAAAGUGGAAAGGGUGUCGUCAUUGAGCAGUGCGCUUCCCCCUGCUUUUCAUCGUCUGCUUUCUUCGUGGAGCGAUAAUACACUGGCCAAUUGAGCAGCUAUAGCUCCUUCGUAAAUUUAAAGAAAAAUAAAAAAGUUAUGAAGCUAGGGCAGCGUGCACCAUGACGAAGCAUGCUGUGCUAAGGACUUUCGGUGUGCUUUGCGGGCCACUGUAUUAUUGCUCCGCAAAGAAAGCAGACAGCGUAAAGCACGGGGGUAUGCACAUUUCUGUAAUGGCGAAACCGUCUCCAAUUUUUUUUUUUUUUUUCGAGAGUGCAGCUGCGGCCAUGGCUCGCAUGUUGCAGCUCAUAUUGAGUGCGAAAGUACAUCUGUGAUGAUCCAAUCACUGACAGUCAAAAUUGAGUCACUGCUGUGGCUGAGUUGAGAGCUGUUUAACAUUCUAAUCUUUAACGAUGAUCUCUGUCUGCUACUGACACAUAAUUAAAAUGAGACACUUGGCAAUUUUUAGGCCUAGGAAAUGCAUUUAUUAAGUGCAUUUAGACACAGCACACCAUGAAUCAUCAUUUGGCUGAAGGGAGCUAGCUCUUUCAUCACAUUUUUACUAAGGGUAGCCAAUAGCUAAAUUUUUUUAGUAAAUAUUUAAGUAGUAUUUCUAGCUCUGAUGGGGUUAGCAGGAAUCACUUGAAGCAGUUACUAAAGGAGUACCACAUCAUGAGCUUUCCACUACGCUGGUUUCAGUAGUUUCAAUUCUGCAAUAUUUGACCUUGACCAGAUAUUAAUUCUUUCUGCAUUGCAAGAAAUGAUGAAAAUUGUAAUCCAAAAGCUUCCAUAAAUGUGGUGCACAGGCAGCCAUGCACGUGGUAUUUGACAAUUAGAAAGAGCAAAUGAUUAUACAAGAUCCUGAGUUUAAUUACAUUUUUGUAGCAAUUGGCAAACGGUUUCUCACUGAUGCUAAAGAAAAGUAAAAUCUUAACACAACUGAAAGUUGAACAUGUUGGUCGGGAUUCAUGUUACUGAAAGGCAGGCGUGCAGACACGGACACAAGAAGGAACAAAAAAGGACAAAUGCCAGAUUAAAAAAAAAAAUCGGUAAGAAAAUCUUUGUCAGAGACUGAUUAAACAUCACUGAUGCAGCUUCUGUGAGAGUUAGCCUGAAUAGACGAGUGCAAGGCUGAAGCAGGCAAUAGCGAAACCAUGCAUUGGCCGCUGAGUCACACGUGGCAGCGUGCAACUACGUACUCCUUUUGCCAACUGCUGCACCACAGCCUGCCAUGGCUGUUCAUCAUUAUUAUCAACCUAUAUUAAAUUCACUGCAUCACAAAGGCCUCCCCCAUACAUCUUCAAUUAUUCCUGUCUCAUAUCAGUUUAACCCAUCCUUAUGCCUGCAAAUUUCCCAUUCUUAUCAUUCCAUCUAAACUGCUGCUCUUGUUGACUAGUGUUAUGCCCUUCCCUUGGCAUCCACUCUGUUUUCUUUAACAGGCCACUGGUUAUCUGAUCUAUCCUUAGUUCUAGUGUUAUGCUUAUCAUUUUAUGCUGUUGAGCAUGAGGUCGCGGGUCCAAUUCCUGGCCACUGCAGCUGCAUUCUGAUGGGUGUGGAAUGCAAAAAUGCUUGUGUUUUUAGGUUUAGGUGCUCGUUAAAGAACCUCAGGUAGUCUAAAUUAAUCUGGAGCCCCAGACUAUAAUGUCCCCUCAUACCCCACUGUGCACUUUAGAGACAUUAAACCCUACUAUAUGAUAUAUGAUGUUUUGUAUAUAUUUCAUUCUGCCAAUAGCAGAGACCUUAUCUUUUUAUGAAAUUUCGUCGUUACCCUCAAAGUUUCAGCAGUUUCAUUAGUGCACAAGUUGGCAAUGUGCAUUACGUCAUUUAUGGGAGCACCUAAGUAAACUCUCAGCUCACAAGUGGUUCCCUCACUUCCAAAGAGGCUGUUACUCCAUGCCAUUGCUUCCUGGGCAAGCCAUACACUAGUCUCUCUAGUUUAACUGACAGUGUCAGUACAGCAAGGUUGCAAGAAUUUACAGCACACCUUACCUAAAAUAGUUGUCAUUUUCUAAAAUUAUACUAGCAUGAUUAUACUAGUAGGAUCUAGCAAUCCAUGUGGUCACAUAGAAAGUGCACCAGCACGUAUAGGUGUGCAUGCAGCCGGCUCAUUCUACAAAGACCAUUUCUGCCCAACAAGCAAUGUUGCAAUCCAUGUAAGUUGCAGUGGAGCAUGAACAAGCUGACUCACCAAGUGUCGCAGUCUGCUUGUGCAGGGCUUCGGACACAUAUGGAGAGGGCUCAGUAUGAACAUGUUUUCUAUAAAAACUAGCUGAUUACCAAGGUUACUUUCAAUCACCGUGGUUCAGAAAGGGUUCAAAGCUGUCUUUGUGUGUCAGUGGCAAAUAUAUGCAUUUCAGCAAGUAACAACUGAGCCAUUUACGAAGCGGUUCUUCUGAAGAAAAGCUGAACCAUAUAUAUAUUUUUUUUCCUGUAGUAUGUCACUUACAGCCAGAGUAUGUGUUAUAGUGCGCCAAAUGCCACUUGAACAAAACGGUUUUGCAUAAGCAAAGUACAAGCAUAAGUGGCUUUCAGCACAGGCAUCGGAACAGGUCAUGUCCCAAGACAGUGGGUACUAGGUGGUGGUAGGUGAAACAUGCCUGUCAUCCAAUACCUUCUAUGGCAAGUGCCACCGGUCAGUUUGGAGAAGGGUACAUAUUUUGUAUUAAUUCCUUGUCCUCAAUUCUGUCCUUUCUGCACUAUCUGCUGUGUCAUGUGGCUGAUCUUGGCAAUAAUGGCAGCACAUAAGUUAAUAAUUAAGAGCAAAAGGAGUGCAUUGUGAAAACAAUUAUCUCAAAAUCUGGGCAAAACAUUAUUUUGCUUGAUGUGCAUUUGUCUGCUGCGCAUUUGUCUGCUUAAGUUAGUCCGAGGUUGCACAUUUCACUGGUGCACUUGCACUUUGAGCAAGUUGCUGUAAACCACGGCAUACUUGAAUUGUGUGAGAAAAGUGUGACCUUGCACUCAAACGGCAAAUGGGUCACGCACUAUUGCACACAGACAAGUUGUCUAACUUGACCUGUAGAAACUGCUGCUAGGUCUCUUUUGAUUGAGUUGCAGCUGACCCGAUAGAGUUAAUGCACUGCAGCUGUCUUUGUUCACCUGCAAGGUAUGAUUAUAGUGUGCUGUAUCACAGUUUAUCAGUUAGAGCUUUUGGCCAUCCAACUCUGACCACACUGGAAAAAGUGCUGUUCAGCCCAUAGAGUUCCCUAAAAGGAUUGCGAGAAGGAGCUCGCUAGUGUCCAUGGGAAUUGCAAGCGUGGCAGUUUAUAGCCUGCAUGGGACUGAUGGGUAGUUCAUGGAUUUGCCUAAACUUAUUUCCAUUUGGCUUCAGACGGCUUUGUAAGCUUGCAAAUGGAUUGUUUGCAACAAAAUGGUGCAUUAUAAAUUCAAAAAUAGGUGAUAGGAAAGUAUGGCAGCCAUGACGUGUGUCCGGCUUCUGCAGUUGCUUCUGGCGCAUUCAGAAAGCAAGAGAAAUUGGUUUUCGUUACUCUGGGGGAGCUGUCGCUGGAGGAUCCGUUUGGAAACCACCUAUUCGCAGUGAUUAUGCAUGUGCGCAGAAGCUUAUUGCCUUUAUAGGUUUAGAAAAAUGCGAGUUCUCGGGAAGUUUAGAAAGAAAGAAUGGAACAAUUACCACCGCAAGCACGAAGAUAAGACAAAUCCAUGUACUAGCCAUCAUUUCCGUGCUAACUUAACAAUCGCAGCACCAGAGUUCCCUCCAGUAUUGUCUUUAGAAAACUGUAUGAUUGAGCUAAUCUACAUCACUCUUGGAAGCUUUAUAGCCUAAAAGUGAGGAAAAGAAAGUUCUAUUACAUGGUAUAAAGGAUUAACAAUUCAGUGUCUUAUCAGUGCUUUCAGUAGUGUGCAUGUACUGUCGUGCAAAUACCAUGAGGUGCAAAAUUCACAGGUGAUGAAAAUGAAGGUGCUUAUUAUAAAUUCCUUGUCACUUGGAACUUUAUGUGCUCCCACAUUUCAACUUUCACGAUAAUUUCCAAGGAGUCUGUAAGUGUUUGGUAGCUUAAUUUAUAAAGGUAGUAAAACGAAGAAGGAAAUUUUUCACUUUAUAACCUUUAAGGUGGAUAACUUUUUGCUUGCAUGAUGUGCCAACUGCAGACACUCUACCAGGUUGUUUGAACAAACAAUCAUUAGCAUAAUUGAAAGUGCAGAUCUAGACAUGUAGAAGCAAGGGAACUGCAGCUUCUCCAAAAAAAGCCAAAUUUUCUGGGGCCUUACGUCGCUUACCACGUGCUGCACACCUCUACGGAGCACAUGUAAAGUUGGCCAAGGGAAAGAAAAAUGCACCAUUGCUGUAUUUUUUUCUCGGCUGCUUGCAUAAACACCUCGUUUAUAGAAUCAGGGAUGUUAGUUCCUCAUUCUUACAAAUACAAGAAUACUUAGACAAUUUAAAAAAGAAGGUUUAAUGCUUGCUAUAUGUGUUCACCUUCAACAACUUCUUACAACAACAGUUGAAGCAUGAAAGCAGUAUUAUGACCACACCAUCCAAAAGAACAGAUGUAUUAACCAAAAUCAUGAAAAUGUAGAGACUGCAGCUUAUCUAUAGUCAUGUGCAUGCUCAUUAUAGUGCUUGUAUUCUUAAAAGCUAUUUUUCUGUGCCAAGGCUGAGCUAUGUGCUCAACAGUCUAUGUCAGCUUUUUCCCCUGCUGCACAAAUACAAGGACAAUACCUUAUAUGAGCAUGGCUACAAAGAAACUUGAAAUUCGUAUUCUUUAAAGCUAUUUUUCUGUGCCAAGGCUUAGCUAUGUGCUCAACAGUCUACGUCAGCUUUUUUCCUCCACUGCACAUAUACAAGGACAAUACGGUCAAUACCUUAUAUGAGCAUGGCUACAAAAAAAAAAAAAAAAAAACGUCAAAUUGAAUGGAGCUAACAUGCAUGUUAGCUCCAUUAACAUGCAUGUUGGUUUUAAGCAGGUCUGGAUAAGCAGUGCCUCCUUUGGGCAUGCCUUGAAAAUGCCUCAAAAUAGUAAAUACCACCGAAAGUAGCUACAGUUACAUUGUGUUGGAUACAUAUUAAGGUAUUUCUGACUAUACCUGUGCUACAAAAACAGGUUAUGUACAGAGGAUGUCAUUAAAAAAAAUGCUGGAGGUAGAUCUGUGGAUGUGGG
Dermacentor silvarum is the source of this 8040-nucleotide messenger RNA. Its product is annotated as katanin p60 ATPase-containing subunit A-like 2. Gene Ontology annotation, molecular function: ATP hydrolysis activity; ATP binding; protein binding. NCBI's taxonomy places the organism in Eukaryota, Metazoa, Arthropoda, Arachnida, Ixodida, Ixodidae. The record is from RefSeq and is a predicted model, not a curated record. The transcript has 17 exons. Bases 344 to 1942 code for a protein of 532 amino acids.